AUGAUAUCGAAUGUAGUUUUAGUGUUUCUAACAUUCAUUAGUGUUGCGUUCAGUUUUUCGGACGUAGGAAAAUGGGAUUUACCUCUAAAUGGGGAAAGUUGCAAUUUUACAAUAGCAAAGUCACUUUUUAAGGAUUCACAAUUAACAAUUGCAUUAAACUGUGGAGUAAAGGAUUCAAAUAUCACAGUUCUAUAUUCAUGGAGUCGGACACCAUGUUCACCAGAUUACUUCCAUUAUUUUGAACAGAGAAUAGUUGAGUGCACAAAUAAUUUAGACAAACCAAAACUUGAUAAUUCGACUUCCUUACGAUUUUUAAAUGAAAUGGAAACACACAUCACAUGCUCUGGCAAGCAUGUGUACUAUCUACAGAACAAAAAUAAAUAUCCUAAUGUGAAUAUUAUUCAGGCUAAGACACCCCUUCUCACAGUAGAUAGGGAGGGUAUCUACGAGCUGUGGGUGUCGGUGCGCAGCAACAAGCCGUUCGACAUGUCCAUGCACGUCGAGAUGUUGGCGCCUUCGGGGUAUCUAUCAGCGGCUAUAUGGCCGCUAUUGCCGUUCUUCGGCACGAUGUGCGGGGUGUACUGCGCGCUGUGCGGCGCGUGGCUGGCGGUGUGCGCGGCGCAGUGGCGCGACCUGCUGCGCAUCCAGUACUGGAUCGGCGGCGUGGCGCUGCUGGGCAUGGCCGAGACCGCCGUCUACUACGGCGUCUACUCCGCCAUCAACAGGACCGGGUACUUCAACUCGUCGGCGUACAUAUUCGCGGCGUGGGUGUCGGUGGGCAAGCGCGCGCUGGCGCGCAUGCUGGUGGUGAUCGUGUCGCUGGGCUUCGGCAUCGUGCGGCCGCGCCUGGGCCCGGCGCUGCAGCGCGUGGGCGGCGCCGGCGCGCUGUACGCGGCGCUGGGCGCGCUGGAGGCGUGGCUGCGGCUGCGGCGCGCGCGCGGCCCGCUGCUGCUGGCCGAGGCGCCGCUGUCGCUGCUGGACAGCGCGCUCUGCUGGUGGGUGUUCGUGUCGCUGGCGCACACCAUGCGCACGCUGCAGCUGCGCCGCAACAACAUCAAGCUGUCGCUGUACCAGCACUUCACCAACACGCUGAUCUUCGCCGUCGUCGCCUCCGUCAUCUUCAUGCUGUACUCGCUCAAGUCCUACAGGAUCAUGUUCUGUAUCACCGAGUGGAAGCAGGUGUGGGUGGACGAGGCGUACUGGCACGUGCUGUUCGCGGCCGUGCUGGCCGCCAUCAUGGUGCUGUGGCGCCCCACCAACAACAACCAGCGCUACGCCUUCACGCCGCUGCUGGACAACGCGGAGGAUGAUGAUGAUGAGGAAGAAGAGCAAUUCGUGAACGACGCAUACGGAGUGAAAAUGCGCUCAACGAACGUGUCGGAAGGCGACGGCACCCCCAACCCCCCGCACCCCCCGCACCCCCCGCACCCCCCGCACCCCCACAGCCACGGCUCGCAGGCCGACGCCGACCUGCGCUGGGUGGAGGAGCACAUCCCCGCCAGCGCGCUGCCAGUGCUCGACUCUGAUGAGGAACUGCUCAAUACGAAGUUUGAAGUCUCCAAGAUGCAG
This is a messenger RNA of Brenthis ino (lesser marbled fritillary), 1569 nucleotides long. The record is from the annotation of a GenBank genome assembly. NCBI's taxonomy places the organism in Eukaryota, Metazoa, Arthropoda, Insecta, Lepidoptera, Nymphalidae.